Molecule: messenger RNA, 1768 nt
Organism: Meleagris gallopavo (turkey)
Lineage: Eukaryota; Metazoa; Chordata; Aves; Galliformes; Phasianidae
Gene: RBM11
Product: RNA binding motif protein 11
Biological process (GO): regulation of alternative mRNA splicing, via spliceosome
Cellular component (GO): nucleus
Molecular function (GO): single-stranded RNA binding
Source: RefSeq, a predicted model, not a curated record
GGAGAUGUCCAAGGUCAGGCUGGAAGUGCUCUGAGCAACCCGAUCUGGCUGUGGGUGUCCCUGUUCAUUGCAGGGGAGUUGGACUAGGUUACCUUAAAAGGUCCCUUCCAACGCAGAUGAUUUUAUGAUUCUAGGUGACAGUGGGUUAGAACGCAAGCAUAACAUCAAAGGUAGCAGUCAUGUUUUCUUAGUAACUAUCAGAGCGCUUUAUCGUACUGAUGACUAGAUACUUAAGGGUUUUAAAGGGUUUCGGAGCAUUUGCCCAUCAGUCCUGGCGCAGCAUCUGCAGUACCCACCGACCCCACAAGAGGUCAGGAGGAGCAUUUUAGCUCUAUUUCUGCAGGGCGCUGAUCCCGUUGCCUAGCGACGAGCUGUCGUGCAGCCCUUUACGGCAGCGGGGCCCGUUCCCUCAUUCCGCCCUAGGCGACGCCCAGCGGCGGCGGCGGCAGCAGUGUCAUGUCGGGGCCGGGGCGGGCUGGGGAGGCGGAUCGGACGCUGUUCGUGGGGAACCUGGAGAGCCGCGUGCGGGAGGAGAUCCUCUACGAACUCUUCCUGCAGGCUGGACCAUUAACCAAAGUGACGAUUUGUAAAGACAAGGAAGGAAAACCUAAGUCUUUUGGAUUUGUCUGCUUUAAGCACAAAGAAUCAGUGCCUUAUGCAAUAGCUUUGCUGAAUGGAAUCCGUUUGUAUGGAAGACCAAUUAAAGUACGGUAUCGGUUUGGGAGUUCACACUCUUCAGAACUAAACAGCCCAACACAUGGUUUUGAGAACUAUGUUGACUUAUAUUCACCUUCAUAUAGGUAUCAAGAGCCUUAUGGAAAUCCUCCAUUUCCUGUUACUCCUUUUCCAAUGAACAAUUUUUUACCUCAGGAACACUCUGUCUUUCAGAAGAUGAUGAACCAUUUUUUAGAACAGCAGUACAUAGUACACAGUCCGGUGGGUCAGCAAUUUCCUUACUACCAGAUGACUCUACCACUGCCUUCAAGCUUAUCCAUUCCUCCCUAUCAGAAUGAAGCUGCAAAUUUUAAGUCUGGGCAGAGUUCUUUUGAGUUGGUCGUGCCACAUUCAAGUGAUGGAAAAGUAUACCAGGUGGAUGAAAGCACAUCUAAAAGAAAGAGAGAACAGCAAAGUUGUGACAGCGACACUAGUACUGAAGAUGACAGAAUGAGACAAAGAGAUCGUGACCAAAAAUACAAUAAGUGCAAAGCCAAGAAAAAAAGACAUUAAUACUGUAAGACUGGAUUAUUUUUAGUUAUAUUUUCUAUUUUUAUUUGAGAGAAAUUCACUCAUUGUUGCACUUUAUUACAAAAGGAAUGUACAAGACUCAUAUUAAUUUUGAAAUACUUUGUGCAUAAAUUAUACUGAUACUUUAUUUAAACUCAACCAAGUAAAAGAAGAAAAUAUUUUAAGGUAUAGGAAAUAUUUAAAAAGAUAUGGUUUUCCUAUGGAAGGAGAACGUCAGUAAUUAUGCUUCUGCUUACCAAGAAUUACAAAAGUCUGUUAUUUUGCUAAUUUAGACACUGUGAAAAUGUAUACUUUGAGCCACUCGUAAAGCAUAUGUAUCACUUCCAUGACUUGUGGAAUUUACUAUUGUGACUGCUUUAAGAAUUCUCUGGAGCUGCUGAAGAACUGAGCGGACUAGAAAUUCUAGGCGCCGUAUUAGAGAUCUGCUCAUCGCUGCAGUAUCAAUACCUGUCAACGGUUUACGGGCUGGUUCGGCCCGGUUCCGUGACUAGAAGGGCGGAGGGAUCCGCGGAUCCGCGACCCC